UCCAAGGCCCGGAAGCGAAAGCUGCCCCUGCACUUCCGAGCGAGGUCACGGCCGGGCCAGCUGGAGCAGUGUGUUCCCGCGUGGGGUGCCCUCUUUGGGCCAGCACAGCCCCUCGCCCGGCGCCAUGUCCCGGAACCUGCGCACGGCGCUCAUUUUCGGCGGCUUCAUCUCUUUGGUCGGCGCCGCCUUCUACCCCAUCUACUUCCGGCCCCUAAUGAGGCUGGAGGAGUACCAGAAGGAGCAAGCCAUAAAUCGGGCUGGGAUUGUUCAGGAAGACGUGCAGCCACCAGGAAAUGAGAAGGCUGUCACCAGCUCUGAUUAUGAAAGUAGACAUCUUCAUGCUUUCAACUCUGCUUUGAACACAAUAAAUCACUUCACUAUGGAAGGGUGGCUGGAGGAGAAAACCCUGAAAUGCCGUCAAUGAGAGUACUUGUCAUAAAAGACUCUGCACCAGGAUAUUUCCCUUCUUUAAUAUCAAAAGAACCCUUGGACACGUUAUACCAUUAGGAAGGUUAGCAUGAUUUGGUUGACUUUUCGAAAAUGAAGCUGUGCUGUGGGGCUGUUUGCAGGAGACCUGUUUAUCAUUCAGUGUUUAUCCCUUACCAAGCUGUGAUAGGAAUGCAAGCAGCCCUUGGGUCUGUGGAGGUGCACAGCCUCUCUGCAGCCUUCCGACUUGGAGACUUCAGGGAAGAACCACCAUGCUGAGCUGCCUCCUGGGGCUCUUUGAAAAUAUUCAAGUUGAUAAAGCUCUUUGAGGACAAGGUACUUGUGCUGUUUAAGAAUAAACAGUUCCGCUGAACCAUCUCCUGUUGAAGAUUGCUCUAUGCUGAAAAAUAAAUAAGUAUAAAGCGGGUCAAACCGCACAGGUACAUGGGCGUAGUACAAAUCAGGGGUGAAUCAACGAAAGUGAAAAAUAGGUCUAUUAAAACGAUUUGUUUUUAUUUUAGAA
Messenger RNA from Cavia porcellus (domestic guinea pig), 949 nucleotides. RefSeq names its product small integral membrane protein 20 (gene Smim20). Gene Ontology annotation, biological process: mitochondrial respiratory chain complex IV assembly. The transcript has 3 exons. The record is from RefSeq and is a predicted model, not a curated record. NCBI's taxonomy places the organism in Eukaryota, Metazoa, Chordata, Mammalia, Rodentia, Caviidae. Gene Ontology annotation, cellular component: mitochondrial inner membrane. Bases 125 to 424 code for a protein of 99 amino acids.